This is a messenger RNA of Fraxinus pennsylvanica, 387 nucleotides long. The record is from the annotation of a GenBank genome assembly. NCBI's taxonomy places the organism in Eukaryota, Viridiplantae, Streptophyta, Magnoliopsida, Lamiales, Oleaceae.
AUGAACUCUUCAGCAAAACCCUUGCUUUUCUGCUCCGUUCUUCUCAUUUUCAUCUCACUCAACUCGCACGUUUCGGCUCAGUCCGAGGAACCCAGCUUGAAACUCACGACUGAUGCAUCAUUUGAAUGGCCAAUGGGGAUGUCGUUUUACGAGGGUGAGUUCGGAGAAGUUAAUGAAGAAGUACAAGAAGACGACUUGGGUAAUAGGAGGUCUUUGUUUUGGCACAGAAUGAGGUACUACAUUUCGUAUGGCGCGCUUGCGGCUAACAGAAUUCCAUGUCCACCGCUCUCUGGGAGGUCGUAUUAUACUCAUAACUGCUUUAGAGCUAGAGGGCCUGUUAAUCCUUAUACUAGGGGUUGUUCUGCAAUUACUCGUUGUCGUAUAUAG